AUGAACCUGAACCUAGAGAGGAUGCGGGGAGCCGCCGUCAGCCACGUGAGCCUGAACCUAGAGAGGAUGAGAGGAGCCACCAUCAGUCACGUAAGCCUGAACCUAGAGAGGAUGAGAGGAGCCGCCAUCAGCCACGUGAGCCUGGACCAAGAGAGGAUGAGAGGAGCUGCCAACAGCCACGUGAGCCUGGACCAAGAGAGGAUGAGAGGAGCCGCCGACAGCCACGUAAGCCUGCACCUAGAGAGGAUGAGGGGAGCCGCCGUCAGCCACGUGAGCCUGAACCUAGAGAGGAUGAGGGGAGCCGCCGUCAGCCACAGGAAGAGAGGAGCCGCCGACAGCCACGUGAGCCUGAACGAAGAGAGGAUGACAGGAGCCGCCGACAGCCACGUGAGCCUGAACCUAGAGAGGAUGAGAGGAGCCGCCAUCAGUCACGUAUACCUGAACCAAGAGAGGAUGAGAGGAGCCGCCGUCAGCCACGUGAGCCUGAACCUAGAGAGGAUGAGAGGAGCUGCCGACAGCCACGUGAGCCUGAACCAAGAGAGGAUGAGAGGAGCCACCAUCAGUCACAUGAGCCUGAACCACGAGAAGAUAACAGGAGCCGCCGACAGCCACGUGAGCCUGAACCCAGAGAGGAUGAGGGGAGCCGCCGACAGCCACGUGAGCCUGGACCAAGAGAGAAUGAGAGGAGCCGCCGACAGCCACGUGAGCCUGAACCAAGAGAGGAUGAGGGGAGCCGCCGACACCCACGUGAGCCUGAACCUAGGGAGGAUGAGAGGAGCCGCCGACAGCCACGUGAGCCUGAAAUAA
Emys orbicularis (European pond turtle) is the source of this 807-nucleotide messenger RNA. Its product is annotated as histidine-rich protein PFHRP-II-like. Lineage: Eukaryota; Metazoa; Chordata; Testudines; Emydidae. The coding region runs from base 1 to 807 and encodes 268 amino acids. The transcript is spliced from 2 exons. The record is from RefSeq and is a predicted model, not a curated record.